CUGUCUCUCAUCACGUCCAUGUCGACCUCGGAGUCGAACGAGAGCUCAACAGGCUCAUCAAACUCGCUUCAACUUAACAUAUCGCCCCGCAAUGGGCAUGCUCAUGCCACUGGCUCUACACUCGCUACGGUGGUGUAUUUUGGAAGUGAGAAGAGUGAUCUUGUCAUGCGUGAGCAUGUCUGCCUCAACAACGAGUACAUCGCACCGUUCACGCUCAGCAACGUCGAGUACGCCACCGCGGAGCACUGUUAUCAGGCGGCAAAGGUGCGGGCGUUUGACCCCAAAGCGGCAAUCGCUGUCUCGCGCGCACUCACCGCCGCCGACGCGCGACACAUGGCCAAGGACGCGGUCCAAGCCGCCAUCGCCGCAGGCGUGUACAAUGCACCUGCGUGGGCACGACGCCGCGAGCAGGCUAUGUUCGAGGCGCUCAAGGCAAAGUGCGUACAGAACCAACACAUCCUCCAGGUCUUACUCGAGACAGGCGACGCCACACUCGUCGAGGACUCACCCGCGGAUCCGUACUGGGGCGGCACCGCGCCGGGCGCCCGCAACCGGCUGGGUGUCCUGCUCAUGGAGCUCCGCAGCACGCUGGCCGGAACCCACUCGAUCACCAUUGGCCUCGCCCAGUCGACGUCAGACUCUCUCUCGGAUGAGUCGACGCCGCCGAGCUCGCCGUGGCGCGCGACGCUUCCGCGGUCGCCGGCGCGCUUCCCGGCCGGCGUCUGUACCCUCACCGAGCUGGCGACGAGCUCACGUGGCGUCGACCUCGGUAGCAUGGUCGGCGGCGAGCCGCAGAUCAAGGCUGUCCUUGGCGAUACUCCGCCGUUCAACUUGCUGCCGCUGCAUGCGCUCGCGCGCCUUGCCCGCGGCGUCCGCUACCUUGAGUACUCGGGCGGUGCACUGCUCGCCACGCCCGGCGGCGUCCGCGACGACGGCCACGCCUUUGUUCUUCUCGAGGGCAGCGUCGUCGCGAGCACAAGCGACGGCUCCGAGUCCACCGUCGCCCCCUUUGUGCUCUUUGGCGAGCACUAUGCACUCAUGGGCGUGCGGAGCGCGACGUACAGCGUGCCGCGCGGGGGCAUGGCGCACGUUCUGGCCAUCCCUUCGGCGCUUCUGCUCGCCGUUCUCGAGCCAAUGACACCGGUUGCGCUUGCACUGGCCACAAGCGCGCUCGCGCGCCAUCCUGCCACCAAGCUUCUCGCCGAGCUCCACGCCACCAUCCGAGCUGCCGCGGCCACCGGCAACGAGUUUGAUGUGGGCGCCCUCGUCGCGCGGUACGCAGCUCUCGAGGCUGCGCUCUAUCCUGAGAUCGGAACCGGGCUGGCUAUGCCGGCGUGGCAGGCGGCAGUGGCGGUGCUCCCGCUCCCGCUGUUUGUCCCAGCUGAUGUGACGCUCGCAGGUCCGACUUGGGACGCGGGUUGUGUGGAAGAGGCUUCGCUCGGCAAAGUCACGCUCGCCGACGGCGAGAGCCACCUGGUUGGCCUCUGCACUGCGCUCGCGGUCCACUGGCACCAGAUGACCAAGCUUCAGACAAAUAUGUGCGACGACAUGGCAGCGGUGGAGGGCGUGCUGCAGGCGGCCGGCUUGGUCGACGACGAUCUGCUUCGGGCAGCUCUUGACGCCCACGACACGCUGCCGACCGUCCACCUCGCAGUAGAGUCGCGGGCCGAGCUCGACACGAAACUCACGUCCUGGUCGCACAAGCUCGCACUGGCGGUCGGUGACGUGCUCGCCGUUGACACGGCGCUGGAAGCUGUCGGCAUUGACGUCGUGUUUGGCGGGCACGCCGCGUGCGCCGAUGCGCUUUCGCCGUGGUGUCGAGACGCGCAGGCCCGGAUCGAGGCAUGGGCCCAUGCAAGAAGCGUCGCCGCAGACGUCGUUGCAGCGUACCUCGCGGCGCAUCCGGACGAGGCUGCAAGCCGACGGGCGGCAGAUGCAUCCGCUGGUAUCCACGUCAUCGACUCUGGGGUGUGCUCCGGGCCGGCGGUGGUUGUGGUGGACACCGGACGCGGUGCCGAUGCAGAGCGGCGUGCUCUGGUCAACGUGGCGGCGAUGAGCGGCGAAGCCGCUGCCGCGGCGCUGCGUGCGCUCAUUCUAGUCUUUGGCGAGAACAUCCGGUCGAUCAACAUGGUGACGGCGGCAGACCGGCUUGCAGGGCGCAAAGGUGACUUUGUAUUGGCGAGCCACGCCGUGUUGGCGGGCACCGGGCAUGUAGUUGCGCUUGACGCCGGCAUGGACGACGAAGCCGUGGUACUAGAUAUGCGCGCGAGCUGCGGCGUGCAGCGCGGGCCCGUCCUGACUGCGCCGGCGUGUACGCCGGAGCCGAUGCUCGGGCUCUACGUCAAGGCGUACGGGUGCGUGGCGCGCGACGCGACCAUGGGCACAAUGGCGCAGGAGAUGCAGAAUGCACGCGAGAUGGGCUUGCUCCGCCGCACUUCCCGGGCCCGGUUUGUAGCUGUGCUCGCAGACAGGGUGAGCAGAGAAGCGGCGGCGACCAUGAUCGAGUUCAUUCAUCGCGCCACCAUCUUCGACAGCCAUCACACCAGCUACCAGCGCUCCUCGUCAUUGACGAUUGACUCGAUGUACGACAGGUCGUCGGCGUUGAUGGCCGAGUAAAGAGUAUCGACUUCUUCCUU
This is a messenger RNA of Thecamonas trahens ATCC 50062, 2636 nucleotides long. Its product is annotated as swarming motility protein YbiA. The coding region runs from base 19 to 2616 and encodes 865 amino acids. The transcript has 2 exons. Lineage: Eukaryota; Apusomonadida; Apusomonadidae. The record is from RefSeq and is a predicted model, not a curated record.